AUGGCCCCUGAUCGUGGAGGUUAUCUCGUCGACGGUCCGUACCGUGGCGGUGGCGACGUGGUCGCGAAGCGUGAGCGUUCCCACGACGGAGUUCGCAACAUGGAGUGCACGUUCGACGUACGACUGCACGCAUGCGUAGGAGUGCCAGUGGCAGUCAAGGUCAGGCACACACUUGCAACGCCGUGCACGCCGGCCACGAGCAGCAUGCGACCGGCCAUGUCGAUGUCGUCUGUUGAGGCGUCGCUCUCCCUACGAGCGUGCAUCGAGCAUGCUGGCCAGAUGGACGUGCAUCGCCGCGCCGACACGAGACGACGACUCGCCUCUGGGCACCGCCGGACGAGCACGCGCGCCCGACGUGAGAGCUCCACCGCAGGAAGCUACGCUGCUCGGCCGCCACGAGCUCCCGCACCGCUGCUGCAGCUUCGCAUCAUCACGACCACGGCAACAGCUCGCGGCCGCCGUGCGCAGUCUGUACCCGUUCGCCCCCGCCACCCGCGCGAGAGCUUCCUCGCUGUUCUCUGCUCGCAGCCCGCCCCGCUCACGGCACCUCGCCGCGCCUCUCGCCCGCGCCCGCGCUCGCUCCAUCUCGACGGUGCAUUGAUCGGGUCGAAUUCACUGCCCUCGCUCCUCGACCGGCCCUCCACCGCGCAGCUGCCGCCGCUCCCCCCCCCCCCCCCCCCCUCCUCUCGCAGCCGUGACAGCCGUCAGCGUGCCUGCGCACCGCGCAAGCUCCUGCUCCGUCCCGCUAGCCUCUCGGUGCCUCGUCGCACCUGCCCCUCGCCGCGAAAGCUGACCACCCGUUCGCGCGUGCUUCGGAGAGCUGCCGCACGCCUUUCUCGUCGCCUCCCCGAACCUGCACCUCCGCAUCCCUCGCCGCACGCCUGCGCAGUUUCAUCCUUGGCCCGAUUUCAUGACGCGCCGCACUCUCUGAGCCACCACCACAACUGCGCCGCCAUCGCCAUCGGAAUCAUGGCAUCGCCGCGCCCCGACGCCGCCGUCCCCGAUCCCAAGCCGGAGGAAGUGCCUAACGGCCACGCGCCCCCGAAAGAGCCUGCCAUGACGGAGCCACCCGUGGGUGCAUCCGCGAGAGAGUCACGCCCGGAGCCUGCCUCCACCAAGGACGCCUCGACGACGCAACAACGCGCCGGUUCCCCCAAGACGGGAGCCGAGAGCUGUGCCCUGAACGGCAGCGGAACGGCGGAUGGCCCGACCAAAUCCGACACCGACGCCGUCGAGACCGACGAGGUAGCCCCCAGAACCGAGGCGGAGUCGACGGCCGCUCAGCCAAAGCCAUCGGAUGGGCCCGAACCGGCCGCAAAGGCCACCGCGGCCGCCUCGACCGAAGAAAAAGUAGUCGAGUCCAAGAAGGACGGUCCGUCUGCGGGACCGGCUCGAGGAGAAGACGAACCCGCACGGGCGGCGAAGCGGUCGACUCCUGCCCGGAGCCCUUCGCGGACCGAGGAUGUUGAAAUGCGCGAAGCCACGCCCCGGACCGACUCUCCGCCGUCGGGCGAAGCCAAAACCGCGAAAGCAACCACGGGGCCUUCCGAGGCCACCGCCGCCGCCGCCGACGGCAAGACGCAAGACGAAGAUAUGACGGAUGCGCCGGCCGAGAGCUCGGCGGGCGCCACGGAGACGGCCCGUGUCGGUGACGCCGCUCCCCCCUCGCAGGAUGCAGCCGCGCUGCCCACGUCCGAAGUUGAUCUGGGCUCGGCCAGCAUGUCCCAGCUCGCCAUCGAGGGAACCGGGAAGGCGUCGCCGGCCGAGGCGUCUCCCGAAGCGCCCAUGGCCGAUGCCCCGGGCGCCAAGGUCGCACGCGAGCGCGAGGAUGACACGGCCGAGGAACCGGCUUCCAAACGGGCCAGGACGGAGCCCAAGGACGACGAGGCGAGCGCCGUCGCGGCUGCCGGCGAGCCGACGGCAAGCUCGUCCACGCCGGCCGGUUCCACCGGCGUGGCGUCCGACGCCCCGGGUCUCGACAUGACGGUUCUCACCAGCCUGACGCGCUGGUCCGACUCGGAGACAAACGCCAAGGAGCUGUCUCCCUUCCAGCGCCGCGAGAUCCGCAAGGUCAUCGGACGCGUCAAGAAGACCAAGGCGGGUGCGCAUUUUCGCGACUCGGUCCAGAAGCUGUGGCCCUUCCUCUGGGACUCGUACAUUGCCCGCAUCGAGAAGCCCAUGGAUCUCUCGGAGCUCGAUCGGAACGUCCGCGACCCCAACAGCUCCAUCGUGACGCUGGGCCAGUUCAGGAAGGAUCUGGCCCUCAUGUUCGAGAACGCGUUGACGUUCAACGGGCCCGCCCACGACAUCACGGCCGCCGCCGCCCAAGCCGUGACGACCAUCUGGCAGGACGUCCUGCCGAUACCGGUCGAGGAGCCCGCCCGACCCAAGGCCGUUCCGAAGGCGAAACCGGCGCGCGAGCCCCGAGCCGUCGUCACCGAAUCGGCGGCGCGGCGACAGUCGACGGCUCCUGCGCCGAGCCCCCUGACCGAGACGGCCGCACCCGUCACUGCCACGCCCCCGGAACCGUACGACGAUCGUAGGGCCUCGACGGCGACGGACGGCGACAGGCCUAAGCGGACGGUCCGGGCGCCGAAGCCCAAGGAUAUCGACUACACGACGAAGCCGUCGCGCAAGAAGCUCAAGCCCGAGCUUCAGUUCUGCGACGAGGUCUUGACGGAAAUCAUGCACCCCAAGCACCACGAGAUCAACCAGUGGUUCCUCGAGCCCGUCGACGCCGAGGGUCUCGGCAUCCCGACGUACCACAACGUCAUCAAGAAGCCCAUGGACCUGGGCAAGGUGCAUCACAACCUGGCGACGGGGGACAUUUCUAGCCUCAAGGACUUUGACAAGAACGUCCGGCUCGUCUUCGACAACUGCUACAAGUUCAACGGCCCCCCGGAUCAGGGCAACCCCGUGUCGGUGCUCGCCAAGCAGCUCGACGACCUGUACGGCGCGCAGAUGAAGAACAAGGAUUCGUGGCUGGCCAGGCACGCGGCCAAGGCGAGCGCGCCCGCGGCCUCGACCUCGAACGCCAGUGACGACGACGAGGAGGAGGACGACGACGGCGAGGAGGCGACCGAGACGAUGCCCAACAAGGCGGAGAUUGAGGCGCUGCAGGCCAAGCUGGAGGAGGAGACGACGAAGCUGAACAAGAUGCUCCUCAGCGCCAACGAAGCCAUGAUCUUGGUUCAAAGAGGCAUCGUCGAUAUGGUCCAGAAUGCUCUCAUCAAGGCGGUCAAGGACGCGCAGACGCAACCGAAGAGCGAGAAGCCGGCGAAGAAGGCCGGCAAGGGCGGCCGGGCCAAGGCGGCGGGCGGCGUCGGAGGUCGCAAAUCCAUCAGCGGGCCCGGCCACGCGAAGAAGUCGGGCGGCGGUUCCAAGAAGGCCAAGAAGAAUCUGACGGCGGCGGAGAAGGACGCCAUCGCCAACGCCAUCAACGAUCUCGACGCCUCUCAUCUCGAUCGCGCCAUAGACAUAAUCAAGACGGACACGGGGCAGAAUGAGAACACGGAAGGCGAGCUCGAGCUCGACAUUGAUCAGCUGAGCACCGAAGCGCUAUCCAAGCUGUGGGAGCUCUGCAAGAAGGCUCUGCCGGGCUUCGGCAAGGACCUGGCCGGCGGCCCCAAGUCGUCGCCAGAGGUCGGCCGGUCGACGGCCAAGCAGGGGGCCAAGUCGGCGUCGAAGCCGAAGAAGAACAAGCCGAUGAGCGCCAAGGAGCAGGAGGCCAAGAUUGCGCAGCUGACUGCCCUCCAAAACAUGUACAACUCGGGACAGGAACCGGGCGAGGGCGAGGGCACCAUCCAGGCGCCGACGCCCAUGGCCGACUCGAGCGACGACUCGGACUCGGAAGAGGAGUAG
This is a messenger RNA of Drechmeria coniospora, 3861 nucleotides long. RefSeq names its product transcription regulator BDF1. NCBI's taxonomy places the organism in Eukaryota, Fungi, Ascomycota, Sordariomycetes, Hypocreales, Ophiocordycipitaceae. Bases 1 to 3861 code for a protein of 1286 amino acids. The record is from RefSeq and is a predicted model, not a curated record. The transcript has 4 exons. Gene Ontology annotation, biological process: chromatin remodeling; regulation of DNA-templated transcription. Gene Ontology annotation, cellular component: chromatin; nucleus.